AUGGGGGAGCAAUGGAGAGCAGAAAGGAGUCAACUUGGAGAGCAGAUAGAGAAAAUUGGAGAUAAUCUUAGGAGCAUUGCAACUGCCUCCAGUGUUGAAAUGGAUGACUUGAGGGCUACGGUGUGCAAUUUAUCCGAAAGAAAUUGUGAGCUGCAAGAACAAUUGGAACAAUGCAAUGCAAACUUCAAUAUGAAGAGUAGGCUUGUUGGUUCAUUGCAACUAAAAUUAUCUCAUAUGGAGGAAUUGGUAAUGUCGUUGGAAAGGAAAUUGGAAGAUGCAAACUCCCAGCUACUUAGAAAGGAGCAAUGGAUAUUAUCCCUCAAUGAACGGGAGGACACUAGUGUACUCACAAUUAAUGAAAAACUUACAUUGUGCCCGAUUCUGGGUGAGUUUAAUACACUGGAGUCACCCAUGUGCCUGUCUAAUAAAUUUGAGGCUAUGGUACAGAAAUACACUUUGACUGAUAAAGAUGCAUGCUCUCUUCUAAAGGCUUGGGUGCCAGCACCUCUAGCAGCCCAGGUAUCUGCAUAUGAGAAUGACAACUUAGAUGCAGAGGGAAGGAUGCAAGAACUGCAGCGUGCGUUAAAAAGUCGUGAUGAUAGAGGGAUAAAUGCGUUACAAACAAUGAGAUUUAGAAGAGGAGAUUACCCUAUAUUGUUCUGUAACCAAUAUCUUUCAUUGUACAAAAGUGUGUAUAACUGUCCUGGUAUGUCUGCUGAUGAUUCAAGCUUCAUAUACUCAAUGGCCAAUAUAUGUUAUCUGAACUAUCCUAAUAGGAUUGCCCUCAGAAAUGCCAAUUCAUACCAGAGUUUUAUCAAUAUACUUAGAGACUGGUGUGAAGAAUCCAGUGAUGGUUAUAGAUCAGAUGCAGAUAUAUCAGUAGUGAGCAGAGGUACAAGAAGGAAUAAAUUCAUCAGGUGUUACAAAUGUCACAGACUAGGGCACAUUCAGAGAUUUUGUAGAACCCCCGAUAUUUCCAGCCUGAUACCGGAUGAUAAAAGUAUAUCCACCCAGGACAAGGAAAGCAUACCAAAGGAGCCUGAUCUAAUGGAUAACAGCCUUGGGGAGUCAAGAAAUGCUGAGGGGAAAAAGGAGGAGAUUACAGAUAACAAUGGCCCCCACCCUCCAAAUAGCCAACAGCCAUGGGGGACGAGCAUACUAAUGUUUGCACCCUGGGCUACUCUUCCAUUUUGGCUUCAUGCAGUUGGUCCCAAAUAG
Molecule: messenger RNA, 1218 nt
Organism: Bufo bufo (common toad)
Lineage: Eukaryota; Metazoa; Chordata; Amphibia; Anura; Bufonidae
Product: posterior protein-like
Exons: 2
Coding region: 1-1218 (405 amino acids)
Molecular function (GO): nucleic acid binding; zinc ion binding
Source: RefSeq, a predicted model, not a curated record